AUGAGUCCCCACGACUGUAAGCUGUUCGACGACUUCGACGCUCGGUGGGAGCGCCGCUUCUCCGACACCCGGGCCGCGCACGAGAUCUCUCGGGUCGUUUCCGCUUCGACCCAGGCUGCGGCCGUCGGAGCCGCUGUCGUCGCCGACAACUGGGGCGGUCUCUUCGGUGGAGACGACGACUCCAUCGCCACAGAUACCGAUGCACCAGUGGUGGCUGACAAUUGGGGAGGUCUCUUUGACUGGGAUGACGACUACAUCGCCGCCCACCUCUCCGCACAGCUCCCAGGUAGCCAAGCCGAGCAGUGCCUGAUGCUCGCGCCGGCGUCGCUCCCCAUAGAGCGCGGAUGUGAGGUCUUCGGCCUCGACACCGUUCCGCCACGCAUCUCCGCCUCGGUCAUGACCGCACCAGCGACUCCGUCUCCUCCCGUGACGCUGGACCCGCCGUUCGUGCCUCCGCAGCAGAAGCAGGACAGCAGCCGGGCGCCGCCGCCGCCGCCGCCCACAGCGAGCCGCGCCAACGCCAUCGCGCGGCUCCUGGCGAACGGCAACCUCGUGCUGCGGGUCCCCGGCGCUGGCGUGGUGUGGCAGAGCUUCGACCACCCCACCAACAUGCUCCUCCCCGGCAUGAAGCUGGGCGUGGACUUCCGCACGGGGCUGGACUGGCACAUGUCCUCGUGGCGCGCCACGGGGGACCCGUCCCCGGGGGAGUACACCUUCCGCCUCGGCCACGCGCGGGGCUUUGAGAUCACCUUCGUCAACAACGAGUUCAAUCACCGUCGCCUGCUCCACUCGCGCGGGCCUGCCGCGCUCGACCGCGUGCCCCGGUUCCGCUUCGACGCGUUGGGCCGCGGCAACCACGCCGGGCGCAACGACCCCGACGACAUGUACCUCUGCAGCGCGCACGCCAUCAGCGGAAGCGUCGGCCUCAUCCUCGACCCCGACCCGCGCCGCCGCGGCCGCUACCUGGUCGCGCAGCUCUACCCGCGCGACUCGGUUCUCCACGGCGACUGGCUACUCUGCUACACCAGCGCGCACCUGCGUUUCGUUCCGCUGCCCGCCGACUUCGAGAUGCGGAAGGACAUCUUCCAAAUCCACCGCGCGUACGUCGCGCAACGCCGCCGCAUCCCUCCCGGCGAAGGCCAGCUCCGCUACGCUUUGCACGACCUCCAUGACAUCGCCAUAGCCGCGCCGGUCAAGUGUUCGACAGAUUGCAUGGGCGCCAACAUCAGCCUUCUGGCGUUAACGCACGCUGUCGAAGCUGUGCCAACAUCAUCACCAACCUCCAUGGCCGCACUACAGAAGGUUUACUUCGACCCUGCUGGUAUUUUCACCAACUCACCCACCACCUGUCCUGGGUACCUCGCAUCAGCUCAGCUUUUUGAGGAUUGUUCAUGGAAGAUCUCCACUGUGGUGUUGCUGCUAAGCACGCGUGUCCAGCAGACUCGUCACAUUGAUGGCAAGCUUUUGGAUUGGGAGCUGAGUGUACAUGUGCCAUUCUUCGUGGGCUGCGCUCGCCCCGGCUCGUGCGUUGGCUGUAUUGACACUGGAGGUGCAAACAGUAUGGGGGUGCUGUGGUUCUCUGGAAAGAUGCAUGGCCAGGCAGCCUGCGCCGGUGCUGGAGAUGCAUCUGAGUUUGGAUCUGUCAAUGCCAAAGUUAGACUGCUGGUUGAUUUUGAGCUACUCGAGACAAGGAUUUCAAGGGGUGGUUUCCUGCAUUUAUCAGCUAUUGUUCGAUCUGAACUUGAUGUGCUCCAUUCCUUCAGUCCCUGUUGCAUUUUUUAUGGAUUGGUUCACCUUAUCAGACUGUUACAUUUGCUGUCCCAAUGGGCUUCUAAUUUUCUAUUGCUCCUGUUGAGUGGAAGUGCUGAAGAUGCUCCCUUAUUGCCUGUUUGCUUUGCAAGAUGGAUGGCUAAAAGUUUGUUGCUGCAUGAGAAAACAGUUGUUGAAGUAACACACGUUGCUAUGAAGCCAUGGCCACCUCCUGCAAAUCUUCAUAAUAGCAUUGCAAGUGAGCCUAUUGAGACAGGUCCAGUUAAUUCAUUUGUGCUGCUAAGGGCUCCUGUUUUGAGGCUUCUGGCAGUGGUACAAGUCCCAACAACAGUUUCCGGAUUCAGGACAAGCAGUUCUCUGAACUUUUGGCCCAUUAUUUACAGUUAUUUAGUCACCUAUAUCAAACAGUGGGAUCGCGACCGUGCUGCACAACUGGGGCCUAUUAUGAACAAUUGCUUGGGUUCUGCCGCUACUAGUGAGAGUUUGAUUCUUGAGUACUCAUUUCCUCCAAAGGAUCAGAUGGGUCGCAUAUAUCUCAUCAUUGAUAGAAGAACUGGGCUGCUACUUGGUGUUGACAAAUGGGGCCUGAUUAUACCACAUGCAUACAUGCACAAAGGAGUGUUUCUGGUGGACGAUGAACAUGUCCUGGUGGCAGUAACAUUUGCUGAAAUUGGAGCAACACCUUGGCCCUUCCCAGUAGUGGUUUGGCUUUCUAGUGGGCUGUGUUUUCGCUUGCUCUGGAAGCCACCAUGGCAGCUACCUGCAUUGGUUGCAUUCAUAGAUGCUGGCCUUGAUGAUGUGGCUGAUGAUGAUGCAAAUAGGACCAUGAGCAUAAAGCAGAAGAUGUCCCUGUUGAAUCAAUUGUGCCGCAUGCUGCAGCUCCACCUGCUCUAA
Miscanthus lutarioriparius is the source of this 2664-nucleotide messenger RNA. The record is from the annotation of a GenBank genome assembly. Lineage: Eukaryota; Viridiplantae; Streptophyta; Magnoliopsida; Poales; Poaceae.